Molecule: messenger RNA, 831 nt
Organism: Emericellopsis cladophorae
Lineage: Eukaryota; Fungi; Ascomycota; Sordariomycetes; Hypocreales; Bionectriaceae
Exons: 1
Coding region: 1-831 (276 amino acids)
Source: RefSeq, a predicted model, not a curated record
AUGCCUUUUACAAAGACAUAUUUUCUGUGUCCGACAUCCGAUUUCAUACAUCCACCACCAAAGGGCCCGCUAUGUCUCGGGUCUGUCAUCCGCUCCACGUCAGCACCACAAUACCCUCUGAACAGAGCGAGCGUAGUUCCCGUGGCUGAUGCAUUCCCACCUAUCGUGGAGACCGACUGGAAGAAGACAGUUUUCGCCGAGAAAGGGCUCGGUUUGGGUGUCUAUGCCCAAUUCCUGCAGCUGGCUACCGGAGGACUGGCCCUCGGUCCCGAGGUGGACAUUGAGCAUUCAAACACAACGGCAGAUACGUUUGCAUUCGACACGGUGACGACAUUGGCGUUUGAGCCGACCCAGGUGUACGUGGAAGAGGCUGUCAAGGCACCUGCCGUCCAGGCAUGGCUGAGAGAGCCCAGGCAGAAGUUUGCACUCGUCAGCGAGCUCUUUCUCGUCACGGGCAUGAAACUCGUCAAGGGCGCCCAGAUCAAGUACUCGACUUCACAGACCACGACGGUCAAGGGGAAGCUUGGCAUUGACAUGGUCGCGCUGGGCAUGACCUUUGGCCCGAAAGGCUACUGGACUGGCGCGAAUGGUGAUGCGACAGAGUCGAACCGCGAGUCGGAAUUUGUGUUUGCGUUCCGCGUCAAGAGGCUCAAGUUUGGGCGGAGGCUGAAGCUUGAAGAGUACAACAAGGGCGCCUUUAUGACCAUUGGCGGCAAGAAAGAGGAUGAUGAAUGUGUUUUGGUUGGGGACGUGGAUGGAGCUGAUAUCAAGACUGCUGAGGUAGUUCCCGAUGUGACCGAGAACGGCAACGUCUAUUGCGUCCCCGCUUGA